ACCAGCCAUCGCAUUCUGAAAGAAGAGACGUUGCCUUCUGGUCAUACUGGCUUGAAGACCUUAUUAUUUACAUGACAUAAACAUUACAGAAAUUUCCUGCAGAUGGCAUUGCGGACAACGGGCUGUUGGUGGAGCAGGGAUCCAACCGAAGACCAGCAGCGAUAUUACGAACUGCUGGGUGACGUCUGCGCGUAUGAACCCAAUACCAGCAGCGGACUGUUGAUACUGCGAAGGAAAGUGGGUUACGCCAUAUACGGGGUACCAGACGAAGAAUCGAAAUGUAAGAAUGCCCACACUGGGUACAGUGACAAAAAGUACGAUACUAUCAAGGAUGUCGUGGAAUCAAUAAGAGACGUAAACAAGGAGAAGACAAGACACAGAAAUCAACUUGAUAUGGCCAUUAUAUUUGUCUUUGUGGAAUGGGAGAAGCAGGUGCUGCAGUACCCUGUGUUCAGAAUAGUGCUCACGAAAACCUUGUGGAAAUUCGUAGAUACUAAUUGUCGUGUUUAUUCAUCAUGGGAUGAUUACUUGACAUUUAAUGAACUACCGGAAGGAAAGUUCUGCUACCCUGUCAACGGCAUCUACAUUGGUGGCUACGGAGACAAAGUGGAGCUUCAGUGGGGCAGAACACCUGCAGCAGAACCAGCCAGAAAGGCGAUUGAGACUGUGGAUAAGGUCAGUGGUGCGGCUACCCUUGCAGGGACAGCUGUGUGCGUCAUCGGUCUGUUUACGCCUUUGGGUCCACUGAUGGCUGCAGCUAGUACUUGUACUGCUGUUACUGGAAUGUACAACGCAAUACGCAGUAGCUCAACACUGAUCGACCGUGGUGCUCACGGCCAAACUAUCAACCCCUUGAACGAUCGUCAGGCGGCUCUGUCCUGGCUGUCCGUGGCGGGAAGCGCGGUCGGAGUGGCUGCAGGGACAGCGACCAGCAGAGCGGCAGCUCUGGCCAGGAACGGUCAAGUGAUGAGCAGGACGGGCCAAAUAACGUGCAACGCCCUCAACGUCACCUCGCUGGCUGUCAACGCGACGGGUAUUGGUAUCGGAGCCUUCAGCCUUGGCGAGCGCAUCAAGGAGGGCGAGGCAACACCUCUCGAAGUGCUCCAGUUCAGUGCCUCGGUGCUAUUUUUCACCCACGCAACAGUCAACUUCCAGACAGCUUCACAGAUAAUCAAGGACACCCAAAAGGGAGUAAUAGAAGAUUACCAGAAGAGUCUGAGAAGCAACAGACACAGGAGAGCGUUCAAGAAGUUGGCAAGGAACACCGCAGCUACUGGUGACAAUUUGGUGGACGGCAAUGCAAAAGUUAUUAGGGGCAUCCGUAGCAUUGACAAUAAGGACGAUUUCUUUGCUGGCAUCGUUAGGACAAGAAAAGACUUUGGUGGCCACAAAGCAAUUUUUUCUGAAAAUGGAAACAUUAUCGUGAAUGGUAGUGCAGAAAUACACCCAAUGAAGUUGUAUGAGCUGGGCAAAGAGCAAAGGAAGGAGUUCCUCUCACUGGCCAAGCAGGCAUCGCAGGGCAAAAUAUCCGAUGCCACUUUCAGAGCUCGUUUUGACUCAGUACUCAAUUCUAACAUUGCAGGCUCCUCUGGUAGAAACACGUCGCUGAGCAGUGACGCAACGGAGGCAAUAAAUGCACUUACGUCACAGCUGCAGCAGGGAAUACAAGGGAUAACCAUAGGCAGAAAUGAGCUUGUGCUUAUGAUGUCAGUUGUGGAUGAGCUCACACACCUGGUGUGCUCGAGGACCAACAAUAAAUACGCAAAAUGGUGGCAGCUUAUCUGGUAUCACGUUAGCAAGCUUGUUAGGGAAAUGAUGGCUACAUAUGAUGAAACUCUGCACCUUGAAAGACAGAUUCAUAAGUUCGUAGAUAACGACCGUUUCAACCUGGAACACGGAAUUCAAAUGUCCAAAGCCUUCAUUCGUUAUGUUCAUAAGGUAUAUCAUCGGUACAAAGAUCACAUUGAGGAACUGAUAAAUGAUAUAGAGAAACUGAUGACAAAUGCCGCAGAGAAACAGGACACAAUUUGUCCAUGCUGUAAACAGGCAAUGUGAUAAAUAAAAACGGUGUACUUAGGGAAUUUGUGCAUUCCGAACUGGAAUGGCGAAAGACAAAAUAUUGUUUUUUUUUUGCAACAGUUUCCGUAACACAAUUGUUUUAGAGUAAAUGUAACAUGUGUUUUUAUUAUAAAGGACUUCACCAAUUUUACCUUGUGAUAUUGUGUAUAAGGUAUAGUUACAUGUUUAUGCAAGGUAGAAGUACCUCACAAUUUUGAGCUUCAGUUCAUGGUACAUGAAGUGUUCAACAAAGCUUUGUGUUCCUUGUAACGCAAGAUUUGUGCAGUGUUUGGAAUCCAUUGUUGCAAUCAAAGCACUAUAAGUUUGGUACUAUAUUACUUAGAUUAUCUCAGUAUUGUCAAACUUGCAGCACAGUAAUAUGGCAUAGCUACAGUUUCACUUUAUUUGUUUGCUUCUCAUGUUAAAAAGCAACAGAACACCUAAAACGAGUAGAGAUUGGACGUUCAUAUUUACAGGACAUAUAAAUUAGCAUGUCCUGCAGAAAUGAUACGCAUUUCAGUUACCUCGGUUCAGCAUGCAUCCUGUUGCCUAAUAGUCAGAGGAUCCGCCAUGGUCCCAGGUAACUAGUUCCGUGGAUGAUGCCAUCGACUAGUAUAAGGCGCGAAUGCCGUCCUAUGAUAUAGCCUUGGUUCAAAUGGCUCUGAGCACUGUGGGACUUAACUUCUGAGGUCAUCAGUCCCCUAGAACCUAGAUCUACUUAAACCUAACUAACCUAAGGACAGCACACACAUCCAUGCCCGAGGCAGGAUUCGAACCUGCGACCGUAGCGGUAGCGCGGUUCCAGACUGUAGCGCCUAGAACCGCUCGGCCACCCCGGCCGGCGAUAUAGCCUUUCAUGCUGCGUUUACCUGAUUACAAUGUUCAUCUGUGGCAGGUGGCAUUUGGUCAUAGCACUGCUUUCAUCAUUUCACCAUAUACCACACAUUUUUGAUUUGGUGACAAGUCUGGUAAACUGGUGGGCUAGGGCAAAUGGCUGACGUCCUGUGACACCAAGAAGCCACGUGUUCGUGCAUCAACAUGUUUUCGUGCACUUUCUUGCUGAAAAGUGGCGCCUGGGAUGUUGUGCAGAUAGAAUAUGGCUACGGUUCACAGAAUGUCAUUCCCGUAGGUCACACUAGUCACAGUGCCCUGUACAUGUACCAACUGUGAUUUGUGGCUGUAACCAAUAGCACCCCACUCCGUCAGCGCUUGAGUUGCGCUGUAUGUCUUGUGCGAAUUGAGUCACUGUGAUGCCAUUCCCGCUGUCUGCAGUGAACCAAAACAUGGCAGUCAUUUUGAAACAAAGAGAACCUGGAUGCGUUCGAAAACAAUACCUAAUGCCAUUCCUGUCCCCAGUCACGACGUUCCAUACACCACUGCCGUCUAGCAUGUUUCUGCACAUUCGUCAAAGGUAGUCAGAGAAGUGGACGAGGCGCACGUAACAAAUGCCGUAAUAAACGGCGACGAACUGUCAUUCCUGAUAGUGUACGUUGUGUUACAGUGUUACUGUUGAGCCACACCCGAAGUGGACACAGAUCUGUCCUGUUCGGAUGAGAUGUCGAUGUUUACGGGGGAUUUCUGGGUGGUGCGGGCUGACCCACCUAGUCGUGUUCUACGGCUUUCCACGAAUCAUUCUGCACACACCCGUUGCACUGCCGAAACACUUCGUCCUUCACGAGCAGCAGCUUUCCGGAUGGAUGCAUCACAUUCUUUCAUGCCCACAAUGCGCCCUCUUUCAAACUGACUGAUUUGACCGCAUGGUUCGCCAUACGUCUGCGAAGAAUCCUGCGUGUCGGUUAUAGCUGACAAUUAUUGAACCAUAUGAAAAAAACGCAAAUUAGUUACAAACUACUGUGUGCGUGCACUUUAUUCAACAUGUAAGCGUCACUACAGAUAUUCGAAUUUAGCUUAUGACAUGCUCUAUAUGCCUGCCGUCACUGGCGAUGAUGUGGCGCAGAAAAAUAGCGAAAUUAUGCAUGAGCCUCUGAAGUGUAGGAUCACCGUUGCUGUCGUUCACCUCCUGAAUAGCUGUUUUCAGCUCAGAGAUUAUUUCUGUAUACCUUGUCAUUAAUAUAGCCCGACAAAAAGGAGUCGCAUGUGUUGAGAUACGGACAAUAAUACCGCCAAUCGAGGCCCUUGUCAGGGGACUCUGGGGACUCCAGAGCCAGAAUGCUGUCCCCUAAGUGCUCCUCCAGGACAUCAUUCUCUUGCUUCGAUGGGAUCGAGCUCCGUCUUGUAUGAACCACUUCUUGUCAAAAUCAGGGACGCUUUGGAUAAUGGGGUUGAAUUCGUCCUCCGAAACCUUCACGUCUCGUUCUGUAGUCACUGUGCCAUCAAGGAAUAUCGCACCGAUUAUUCUGUGAUUGGGCUUUCGCUCAUUGACGAAUGCAUCCGAAUGAAAGUGGGCUUUGUCGCUAAACCAAACUACACUGCUGGCCACCGUAAAUGCAACACCAAGAACUACAAGAGGUAGCACAACAAGAUUUAUUUUGUAGAUAACAUGUUGACCAAGUAUCAAAUGAUUACGUUUACAGACGUCUGUGACAUGUGGUUCCUGCCAGAAUCAGUAGCCAGAGUAGCCGCCAUUGUUGGAGAUCACCGCUGCCACACGUCUCGGCAUUGAGUCAAAGAGACGUUUGAUGUGUUCCUGGCGUACAGCAGCCCAAGCAGCUUCCACACGUUGCCAAAGAUCAUCUGGUGUGGCAGCUGGGGAUGUAAUCUGGGUCACUCGUUGAGCAACCAUGGACCACAUGUUUUCUAUCGGCGAAAGAUCCGGAGAGCGAGCCGGCUAGGGAAGCAAUUCAAUCUGGUUAUUGACGAAGAACCUUUGGACAAUGCGUGCCACGUGUGGUCGCGCAUUAUCCUGUUGAAAUAUGGCUGUGGCCGAGCCCUG
Molecule: messenger RNA, 4951 nt
Organism: Schistocerca nitens (vagrant locust)
Lineage: Eukaryota; Metazoa; Arthropoda; Insecta; Orthoptera; Acrididae
Exons: 4
Coding region: 103-2055 (650 amino acids)
Source: RefSeq, a predicted model, not a curated record